AUGCGUGUACGUUCCUACCGGCACGGACAAAAUCCGUAAAUUCCGUAAAAACCGUAGUGAGUAGUUUCCUAGUCGCUUCGGCUUCAUUGCGCGAAAUUUCUUGACGUUUUCCUGCAAACAAGAAAAUAGUCAAAACAACAUCCAACGUGGACCAAUAACAUGGACACAAGUCCCAUCUGUCAUUCAGUUGCUGUUUGUAACCUAUAAAUACCCAAAGUGAAAACAAUGUUUUAUUCAAUCAGUGGGCACAAGUAAGCGAUAAUGUUUCAAAAAUUGAGUGUUUUCCUAGUCCUCGUAUCUGUCUUUUUAAUCCGGUGCGAUGAAGACGAAGACAAUAACGAUAUUUUUGUUCCUACCAAAGAGUGGCAAGGUGUUAAGAAAGGUCAAAAAAUUCCAAAAGGACUCCACGUCCGGAUAAACCUAGAGACCGGCCAAACCGAGGCGAAAUUACUAGACGACGAUGACAAACUCGAGGACAAAACCAAGGCGCUCUCGGCCAUACCCGAAGACACACGCCAGGAAGAAACCCCCUCCCAAAGCCCCAUCCCAAAGUCCACCCUCGAAGAGGCCGUGAAAAACCUAAAAAACGAUUUCUCCCCAGAAGAGUUUAAAAAAAUCAAAAACCAGUAUCGCACGUACGACGACAUUAAAAAAAGCCUCAACGAGCUCAACCUCACGCCGAAACUAGACGCCGAAGUGAUCGCGGACUUGAUAAAAAACCACAAAGAGGUCGCGAGCGCGGAAAAGUUCGACAAAGUGGAGCUGUUGAAAAUUCUAGAGGACCUAGAGUUUUUGGCUCAUCAGUACGAUAACGCGCACGAGUUUGUCAAACAGAGCGGAUUCGGGGACAUCAUUUACAAGAAUUUGAACUCGAGUAGGGUUGACGUGAGGAAAGGGACGUUGAAGUUGAUGGCGGCGUUGAUGCAGAACAACGUUCCGCCGAAAAUACACGCGCUUGAAACGGGCGCCAUUGCGAUUUUGUUGCGCUUGAUUAAUUUGGAGUCGGAUUCGGGGGUUAAAUUGAGAGCGGUGACGGCUUUGGGGGCGUUGUUGAGGUCGUUCCCGGCGGCGCAGAAGAAGUUCAUCGAGAGUGGAGGGUUGUCGGUGCUGUCGAAAUUUUUCGACACUGAUAAUAUAAGAGUUCAGAUUAAAGUGGUGACGAUGGUUUCUGAUUUGUUAGUGGAGCAUCAGUGGGCGGGGAAUGAUGACAAAAUGAGCAAGUACUAUGUGAGUUUUGAUUUGACUAAGCGGAUUUUGGAGCACGAGUGGUGUAAGAAGUUGAAUAAGUUGUUGUUGGGGUUGUUGAUUACGGAUAAGGAUGAUCACGAUUCGAUUGAAAAGUGUUUAACGGCUAUGCAUUCGUUAAGAGUUCAGUGUAAAGACGAAUACGAAAGAGAGUUAAUAAUAAGUCUGAGGAAUCGCUACGAGGUACUAGGGGCCGCCGAUGCUGAUUCUAGUUCUAGUUUUUUCAAUGUUCUCAAAGACCUGUGUGAUCAAAUCUUGCACCAUGUACAUACCAGUGUAAAGACUGAGUUGUAAAUAGCGUUGUUGAAGUUAUAUUUAUUUAAAGAAUAAUAAUUUUGUAAAAAAC
Molecule: messenger RNA, 1591 nt
Organism: Zophobas morio
Lineage: Eukaryota; Metazoa; Arthropoda; Insecta; Coleoptera; Tenebrionidae
Product: nucleotide exchange factor SIL1-like
Exons: 2
Coding region: 262-1539 (425 amino acids)
Source: RefSeq, a predicted model, not a curated record